GCAGAAGUUCAAUGUGAACGCAUCUGUUGUAGCGACAACAAUCCGGGGCUUGGAGGAAGGUCGUAUUUACACUUUAAUUUUUGAGGAAGUAAAUUCAGAAUAUCAAAGCGGAACUCGACGAUAAUUAAGUUCCCAUAGAUUGAAGAUGCUGUCUGGAGGGCAUGGAGAAGAAAAUCCCAAUUCAUCUUGGCACAGCAGUCGAGGUGCAUGGUUGUCGUACCUCGCAGGAGUCCUAGCACUUCAUGUCUUCCUUCUCUCUAUUCCCUUUAUAUCUGUACCAACAGCAUGGACUCUAACAAAUGUAAUUCAUAACUUGGCCAACUACUUGUUCCUGCAUCAGAUUAAAGGUACACCAUGGCAAUUAUCUGAUCAGGGAAAAGCUCGUCUUAUGACUGCUUGGGAACAAAUUGAUUAUGGACAACAGUACACAACAACUAGGAAAUUCAUCACAAUAGUUCCUAUUGUUUUGUUUAUACUGACCAGCUUCUACACAAAAUAUGACUUCAACCAUUUUGCUAUCAACUUAGCAACCCUCCUCCUCGUACUUAUACCGAAAUUGCCACAGUUCCAUAUGGUGAGGUUGUUUGGAAUCAACAAAUAUUAAUAACAGAACCUUGACAUUCCAUGUGUAUCUUAUUAGGUCCACACUAAUGAACGCACAUACUCACAUACAUACACACACACACACACAAACACAGCUUGGUUGAUGAUUUUCAUUUAUAAUUGCUUUGUAUCAUUCAGCCAUCUUGUCUUGGCAGCGGUAACUAUAAGUAGCAAGUAUACUAUAGCUUUUCAAACCAUGACCUUUUGGAGGUACACUGGGUACAAUAUAUAGUACAGUACUUUAUGUUAAAGGUUUUAUGGGUUUGUGUAACUUCAGUCAGGUUUGUUUUAACUGUUUUUUUAUGUAUUUUUGUUGAAGUGAUUGAUUUGUUGCAUAUAUUCUAAUUCAGAGCUAUAUUCUUUUAGGGUUUUAAAGACUAAUAUUUCACAGUUUUCUCCUUUGGGUAACAUGACAGUUUUUAUUGAGUACCUCUUUACUCCUUACACUUAAGUUGGACUAAAU
This is a messenger RNA of Macrobrachium nipponense, 1066 nucleotides long. RefSeq names its product ORM1-like protein 3 (gene ORMDL). The coding region runs from base 146 to 604 and encodes 152 amino acids. NCBI's taxonomy places the organism in Eukaryota, Metazoa, Arthropoda, Malacostraca, Decapoda, Palaemonidae. Gene Ontology annotation, biological process: ceramide metabolic process; sphingolipid biosynthetic process; intracellular sphingolipid homeostasis. The transcript has 4 exons. Gene Ontology annotation, cellular component: endoplasmic reticulum membrane. The record is from RefSeq and is a predicted model, not a curated record.